GCGGCUGCGGACGCGCCGCGAGGCCGGCGGAGCCGGCGGGGCAGGAAGCUGGGGCGCGCCCGGGCUGCUGGGCGCCAUGGGCCGCUUGCACUGCGCGCUGGACCCGGUGCCCGAGACCGUGGGCGGCGACAUGCAGCAGCUGAACCAGCUGGGCACGCAGUUCUCAGCGCUGACAGAAGUGCUUUUCCAGUUUCUGACAGAGCCCAAGGAGGUGGAAAGGUUUCUGGCUCAGCUCUCUGAAUUUGCCACCACCAAUCAGAUCAGCCUUGGCCCCCUCAGAAGCAUUGUGAAAAGCCUUCUCCUGGUUCCAAAUGGUGCCCUGAAGAAGAGCCUCACGGCUGAGCAGGUGCAGGCAGACUUCAUAACCCUGGGUCUUAGCGAGGAGAAAGCCGCUUACUUUUCUGAAAAGUGGAAACAGAACGCCCCUGCCCUUGCUCGAUGGGCAGUAGGUCAGACCCUGAUGAUCAACCAGCUUGUUGAUAUGGAAUGGAAGUUCGGAGUAACAUCUGGGAGCAGUGAAUUGGAGAAAGUGGGAAGUAUUUUUUUACAACUAAAGUUGGUGGUUAAGAAAGGAAAUCAAAUUGAAAAUUUGUAUUUAGAAUUAACCUUGCCUCAGUUCUACAGUUUCCUGCAUGAGAUGGAGCGAGUCAGAGCCAGCAUGGAGUGUUUGAGCUGACUCCUGUCCCAGCAAUACCUCUCCCUUUGACUAGGAACAGCUCCAGAGACCCCUCCUGCAGGCCAUGGGCGCCCCACACUGUCCUCUGGCUUCUUGAGAGCCCACAUGUAAAAGAUUUCUGAAAAACAACAGAAUGAACUACUUAAAGAGCCCCAUACAACUUCCCUGCAAACUCCUUGUUAAGGAGACCACCACCACCUACCUCCCAGGAUAAGUUUUAAAUUUUUCUGACAGGCUGUUGCAUCUCAGAUUCAUCGAUGCCAAUAAAAGUUCCAGAGGAAACAAAUGGUGCCGUGAUGCAAAUGACACGCUGCUGCCCACCUCCUCCUUCCCAAACGCAGAGCUCCUUAUGACUGUGG
Messenger RNA from Octodon degus (degu), 1035 nucleotides. It is a transcript of the gene Commd7, whose product is annotated as COMM domain containing 7. The record is from RefSeq and is a predicted model, not a curated record. The transcript is spliced from 9 exons. Lineage: Eukaryota; Metazoa; Chordata; Mammalia; Rodentia; Octodontidae. Gene Ontology annotation, molecular function: NF-kappaB binding. Gene Ontology annotation, biological process: tumor necrosis factor-mediated signaling pathway; negative regulation of DNA-templated transcription. Bases 77 to 676 code for a protein of 199 amino acids.